UCAGUCUCUCCGAAAGCGGCUGAACGAAUUAGACCGGAAUUCUAACGGGUAAAAAUGUCUUCCAACAUGAAUUGUCCAGAACCAAGGGCGGCCGGAACCCGAGAAGAAGAGGGUCUCUACUCGGUGGACGAAAUACUUGGUGUUCGCAUCGAAAACGGUGUAAAAGAGUAUUUGCUAAAGUGGACAGGUUAUGAUAACACACAUAACUCAUGGGUGCCUGAAGGUCAGCUGGAUUGUCUGCGAAAGAUAAGGGUAUUCGAAGCCAACCUAGCCUUGGCCACAGACAAAAGAAAAAAAGGUUUCGACAAGGGCCUUGUACCCGAAAAAAUUAUUGGAGCAACGAAUCAUGGAGGCCCUCUAAAUUUUUUAAUGAAAUGGGUGGGAUCGAACGAACCUGAUCUGGUGACAGCUGAACAAGCUAACGUUAAAUGCCCGCAAGUAGUCAUAAAAUUCUAUGAGGAACGCAUUAAAUGGAGUUAACGGAUGUAAAUAGGAACUAAAACUAGAAUUUAGAUAGUUAGUUACAUUAAGUCUUUAUUGUUGUUAAUUGGUUUACCUACAUUAGGUCAUAACAUAAUAGGUGACGUUAGUAAAAAAUAGAUGGUUUCCGAGAUAUUGCCACUUUAAUAAAAUUCGUUAUAAAAUCGUCCUCUUGGAUCAGAUUUUCGAGUGUCACCUUGAAAUUUCCAUUAUUCUUAGAUUCUGAAUUCAGUUUUGCAAUGGUGAAUAAACAUUUCAUUUCUCAUAGACCUGCAUUAAAAGUCAAAGCUCAAAACAUUUUCUGAAAAAUCUUUUUAAAGUGAAUACUUCUGAUGCUUCACUUUAAAAAGAUUUUUUAGUAAAUGUUUUAAACUUCGACUUCUAAUGUUGGUCUAUGGCAAAUGAAAUGUUUAUUCACCAUUGCAAAACUAAAUUCAGAAUCUAAGAAUAAUGGAAAUUUCAAGGUGACACUCGAAAAUCUGAUCCAAGAGGACGAUUUUAACGAAUUUUAUCAAUGUGACAAUAUCUCGGAAACCAUCGAUUUUCUACUGAGGUCAUAUUAUGUUUUUCUGGAUACUAAUGAGUUGCUCCAUCAGCCCUUUCAGUAUUAUCGUUGCCUUUCCAGACACCCUGUGUAUUGAAAAAAUUAAAUUUCGACCGUAUAAAUUUAUUAGCUGGAAAUUUCGGGUAUAUGGUCUGUAUAUAUUAAUAAUUCAAUUGUUUUUAAACUCAAUAUUUGGUCUACUUUAUUGUGACUUCUUCAGGAGUAAAUGCUCAGAGUUAUACAUAAGUGUUAGGAAUUAAUUUAACAAGAUUGAAUCAAUGAUGGUGUAAUAUUUUGUUAGUAAAUUCUAUAGAAUACAAAAGUAGAAAUAAAUUUGAUAUAAAACGAUCGACAAGAAACAGAAAAUGAAAAAAAAAAAAUUCUGUUUCCUGUGAAUCGUUUUAUAUUAAAUCUAUUGCUACUUUUAUAUUCUAUAAAAUUAACUUACAAAAUAUUCCACCAUCCUUGAUUCAAUCUUGUUAAAUUCAUUCCUAACACCUAUGUAUAACUCUGAGCAUUUACUCCUGAAGAAGUCACAAUAAAGUAGACGAAAUAUGUUUAAAAGCAAUUGAGUAUUAAUAUACUAUACAGACCGCAUAUUCGAAAUUUCCAGCUAAUAUGUAUAUCUCCAAAUUCUUCAAUUAGUAGAGUCGAUAAUUGAUUUUCAUUUUAUGUAUACUCCUGGACAAAAUUAUCGCACCACCACUGCACAUAAGCAUCAUAAGCAGUGGUGCGAUAAUUUUGUCCAGGAGUAUAUAUAUAUACAAUGUAUUUGUUCAAAUUAUCUACAGCUGAUGCAUUCGUUUGUUCAGAAACUUUCAGUUUAUUAAAGUUCACAGUAUUCUUCUUGCUAACAAAUGCAUUUUAUAAAAAUAAAAAAGGGUACAGUCAGCCAAUAAAGUGAUGUCCCUAAUUAAAAAUUCAUCGAUCCAUAAAAAAACUGAUUAAAAUAAUCUUUUAAUUUUUUUAUUGACAUUAGCUCUAUGGUUGGUCUAUCAGCUGUAGAUAAACAAAUAUAUAAAAGUUCCGGUUUUGGAGGCCAGUAGGUACUACACUUUGAAUUUGGGACAUUGCUUUAUAGCUCAUUUUCGGGCUUUAGUUUUGCCUAUGUUUAGUUUUAAGCUUUUUUUGUUCAAAUUCUAGAAAUUAAAAAUCCUUUAUUUUUC
Ceutorhynchus assimilis (cabbage seed weevil) is the source of this 2190-nucleotide messenger RNA. Lineage: Eukaryota; Metazoa; Arthropoda; Insecta; Coleoptera; Curculionidae. The record is from the annotation of a GenBank genome assembly.